CCCACCUCAAGAUUGUGAUAACCUCUAAAAAUGUUUGCCCUUGGGAGAAGAACACUGGAAAUUGGUGUUAUCUGCGUCGCCCUGGUUUUGAUUGUGUCCGUGUCGUGCGCCAUGAGUAAAGCGUGUCCCUCUGGUUUUUAUCCCGUGUCGUCGUCAGAAUCUGACCCCGGCGCAAAUAUGCUGGAUGGCAGUGGGAUGGACGGACUCAACAAUAUCAUUCCUGUCGAUAAAGACAGGAAGAAGGAACAGGAAUUAGUACAAGUAUUUCACAAGGACGUCGUGAUAACACCCACGACUUCAUCGACCACAAGCACGGAAGCAACUACGACGAGUUCUUCGUUAUUAAAGGAGCCAUUUUCAGUAGUAAUAUCAACAGCGACUAAUCACUCCGGUCGUUCCAUGGUGCUCAAUUUUACCACAAAAGAGUGUCAAAAUCUCCCCGAAAUAAUGCGAAAUCGAGUAAAUUCCAUCAAUACUAACUCGAAAUGUGUCAUCCUCUGUGAUAACUUAGAUUGUGAGGGAUGGUGCACCCAAUUCGCGCCGGGGACACCGAGUCAUCACCGUUUUCGAAAGUUACGAUUCCACAACAGGGCCGAGUCAGCGAUGCCCUGCGAUGAAGAAUAGUUGCUGCAUGACAUAACUCACCUCACUCAAUGAAUAAUAAUAAUUCUAGAAAUAGGAGCCCCUUGGCGGUUACAAGUCCAAGAAGUGCGCAGCAGAAUUGUACCUGAAGAAGCGUUUUUUAAUUAUCAGUGUUGAUCUCUGUGAUGUCAAAUGUCAAAUGUGUCAGGGUUGAUUUGAUGUGAAUAAGUAGCAGCAGAAGCGGUGAGUCAUCUAAUCUGCAUUCUCUCUGCAUCAUCGUCAACCCUUUUGUUGUUGUUAAUGGACUGACCAAGUUUUGUAAUUCAUAAAAUAAUAUGUAACAAUUUUGCAAUUCUUUUAGUUGAAGGGCUUUUAAACAUUGAUUGUUAAAGUCAAAGUAUUAAUUUAACGCUGUACCGCUUUCUAAUAGUAUUACUUACGUACCUCAAAAGUUCCUACACUGCGAAAUGUUACCGAAAUGUGAAGUUACCAAAUUAAUUUUAAUCAGAUGCUAUUUAGUUUACAUUGUUUGUUCCUGAUGUAAUAUUUAAUUUAAUUGUUGAUGCAUUUAUGCAUGUAGAUACUUACAUUGUUUACUUAUCUAUUAGCUAAUUAUUGUUAUUAUCAAUGCAAAGAGUACCACACGAUGUGUGAUUCAUUAGAAUUGCGAUCAGGUCUCGCAGAUUCAUAGAAAUCUUCAUAUGUAUGUGACUUCAUUGACUUAAUUUAAUUUGUGUAAUAACAAGAUGAUCGAACAAGACGAGUUGUGUAGAAAAAAAACUUGUAUACAGAUCGUAAUUUGUCUGUUGAUCAGACUGGAUUUGAUAUGGAUGGAUGGAUGGGUGGUUGAAUAAAUAAUUAAAUUUUGA
Molecule: messenger RNA, 1451 nt
Organism: Folsomia candida
Lineage: Eukaryota; Metazoa; Arthropoda; Collembola; Entomobryomorpha; Isotomidae
Exons: 2
Coding region: 31-624 (197 amino acids)
Source: RefSeq, a predicted model, not a curated record